AUGGACAUGGAAAAGCCAGGUGAAAACCAUAUGAUGAGCAGGGAGGCCAGCAGAAGCCAAGGUGUACUGAGGGUGUUGCCAAAGCUGGAGCUGCUGCUGCUGCUGCUGCUGCUGCUGCGAGCCAUGAUGCUCCUCCCUGGCAUCCUGCUUCUGGCCUGGCUGCCUGAAAGCCUAGCCCACCAAGGCGCCCCGCUCUGGGUGACCCCACGCUGCUACUCAGCUGAGGAGCUGCCCCACGGCCAGGUGCCCCCACACCUGCUGGCUCGAAGUGCCAGGUGGGAGCAGGCCCUGCCUGUGGCCCUGGUGCCCAGCCUGGAGGCAGCCGGCCCCAGGAGGCCACACAAAUGGGCCCCAGCCAGGGAGCAGUGCCCCACACUGAGGCCCGAGCAGGUGCUGCAGGCGGAUACCCACGAGCGCUCCAUCUCGCCCUGGAGAUACCGUGUGGACGUGGACGAGGACCGCUACCCACAGAAGCUGGCCAUCGCUGAGUGCCUGUGCCGCGGCUGCAUCAACACCAGGACCGGCCAGGAGACCACCGCGCUCAACUCUGUGCCCCUGCACCAGAGCCUGCUUGUGCUGCGCCGCCGGCCCUGCUCCCCCAUGCCCGGGGCCUUCGCCUUCCACGCAGAGUUCAUCCGCGUGCCCGUGGGCUGCACCUGCGUCCUGCCCAGAUCGGCCCCGUGAUGGGCCAGGAGGAAUGCAGACUCAGGCCGGAGUGCCUCCUAUUUACGUCUUAUUUAUUGCUAUUUAUGGCCAGAGUGACCCUCAUUCGGGCUGCAUCUGUGCCACCCCAGUGUCCUCCGGAGCAUCCCGUGCCCA
Molecule: messenger RNA, 819 nt
Organism: Fukomys damarensis (Damara mole-rat)
Lineage: Eukaryota; Metazoa; Chordata; Mammalia; Rodentia; Bathyergidae
Gene: Il17c
Product: interleukin 17C
Exons: 4
Coding region: 1-684 (227 amino acids)
Biological process (GO): inflammatory response
Cellular component (GO): extracellular region
Molecular function (GO): cytokine activity
Source: RefSeq, a predicted model, not a curated record